AUGGAGCGAGUCCAAGUGCCGCCGCGGACCCGCGGCGGAGACGGAUCUCAAGGAUAUCCAUUUGUGUCUACGGAGACAGCAGCCUCGCGCAAAUCGAGAGAAGGUCAAGGAGUCCACCUAGAGGAGGCCCGGCCGGCCGCCAUACCUUUUUCGCCUCCCUCCGCUUCGGACGAGCCGUCGGUCUGUCCCUGUUGCGCCUCCGCAGCGCCCGAGGACUGGGAUCGCGCCUUGUCUCCGGGGACAGCGAACGGAGAAAGCCAGUCAGAAGCCGAGUCGGGGCUGGACGGCGAGGGGGGAAGCGAGGCGCAGUCGCACACUCUCAGGGCGAGGAAGAAGCCGGUCCGAGGACGGGCUGCAGCAGGCAGAGACGGGCGAGAGAGCGCGUUGUGCUCGAGGGAGCUUGGGGAUGACCAAGCACAAGCGCAGCAAGAGGGGCGUGUGCGCUUCCAGGACGGUGAGGGAAGCGGAGAGGAUUCGCGGCCAGCAGUGGGAGAGACGCGGUUUAUCGAAGUGCGCGACUGGAGGCCUCGACAGGAGCAAGUUCACCUGUACGAUAUUGAGGACGAUGAAGAACACGCUGGAGAGGAAGGUGGCGCACAAGAGCCUGAUGCGGACGACGACGAGGAGACACCCAAGUCGCGCUCCACAGUGCAGAUCGUGCAGCGGAAAAAAGAAGAAUGUUACUGCGUUACAGAAGUGGACUACAUUCCGCGAUUCUGGUCGACGGACUUGGUUUGCUACUUCACUAACCGACCCAAGUUCGUGCUUCUCAUCAAACGCAUCAGCUCGCCCGCCGUCACGCGGGAGGCGGCCUCGCUCGCUUUCUACAUGCACCGCGUCUUGGGUCUGACGGUCAUCGUUGAGCCCUCCGCCGCAGAGGAAAUGGCAGCUGCGACCAGCAACGCGCUGCCACUGAAAACGUGGAUCACCAAUGACCCUCGUGGCGCGUGCGGGCGCUCGCCAGCGUCUCGGCGCUCGCAGACCUCUUCGUGUUCGCUCACGUCCUUCCGAUCCGCGUGUGUGUCGCCUCCGUCGCUUCCCUUGUCGGCAUCGCCGGUCUCCGCAGCGGCACCGUCCUCCGGCUUCAAAGGCCGACAGGGGCGGCGGAGGGAGUCUUCGCCUGCGGCAGGCGUUGCCUCCUCGGGCGCGGUUCUCUCCGGGUCGCCUCCUCCCUCCUCGAAGCCCUGUCAGCGGACUCCGUCGUCGCCGUCGCCAUGCCCGUCGGCGUGUUCUGCUGCGGUCGGGGGGCGCUACGCGUCCGCGGCGUCGUCUCGCUCCUCCGUGGCAUCGUCGCCGCGGCCGCCCUUCCGCCUGUGCGACGGCGUCGACCUCGUCGUCGCGCUGGGGGGCGACGGAACGAUGCUGUGGGUGUCACGCCUGUUUGAGGAGAGCGUGCCCCCGGUGCUCGGCGUCUCCAUGGGCAGCCUGGGGUACUUAACCCGUUUCUCGCUCGACGAGGCUCGCGACCAACUCGCUGAGAUGGCCGCGAGAAAGAAAUUCUCCGUCAACCUCCGCUGCCGGCUGAAAGUGUGUUUGGUGUCGAGCGACGACGACGUGCUAGAGACGUUUGUGGCGUUCAACGAGUGCGUGAUUGACCGGGGGCACUCGUCCAACCUCUGCAGCCUGGACGUCUACUGCAACAACUGCUUCUUCACGACGGUUGCCGCCGACGGUCUGAUCCUCGCCACGCCCACGGGCUCGACGGCCUACUCCAUGUCUGCAGGCGGCUCCAUGGUGCAUCCCAAGGUCCCCUGCUUGCUCUUCACUCCGAUCUGCCCGCACUCGUUGUCGUUCCGCCCGCUGAUUCUCCCUGACUCGGUUGUGCUUCGCAUCGUCGCGCCGGACGACGCCCGCGGCUCCAUUUGGAUCGCUGUCGACGGCCGCUCGCGCACGCAGGUCAAGCGCGGGAUGUCGGUUCUCGUCUCGCUCUCAGCCUACCCUUUUCCGAUGGUUGUGCGCCGCGGCGCGUCGUGCCAAGACAUUUGGUUGGAGUCGCUCAAGAAGGGUCUCAACUGGAAUCUCCGCAUCCGGCAGGGCGCGCUCGGCGGCGACGACUGGCGAGCCGCCGGGCGCUGCGAGACGCCGCAGCGGCGGACCUGGGACGAGGCGCGCAGAGACAACGCGAGGCGCGGACGUGCAGACGCGAAGAAGCGACAACUCGAGAGCGAGACAGACGAGGAGACCCGCGACAGAGACGGGCGCAGGUGGUCGCCUGCGUCCUCGCGUGCGAAUGUGAGCGCGCGAAAUGCGUUCGCGCCGUCCUUCGCCGAGCCGCAGCGGCGGCGGCCUUCGUCGUCGUCGGCCUCCUCGCGAGAGAGUCGAGGCGCUGCUGCCCCAGGUGCUCGGCGCACGCGGGAAAACGAGUUGCAGGCUGCGCGGUCGCCGUCGCCGAGUCCCCGAGCCCCGGAGACCGGGGGGACGCGCGACCCACGGCGCAGGGCGUCGGCCUCCUCUUCGCGGCGGGAGAAUCUUUUCUCGCGCUCCAUCGCGUCUCCGCCGCCUGACUCCCCGCUUGCAGUUCUGAAAGCCCCGCGACGCACCGAUUUAGAGGCCAGUGGCGUGGAUGGGGAAGGCAGAAAUGCCCCGGCGGAGAGGCGAGAUCCGCGCGUCUCGACAGAUGCGGUGUCUACGUUCCAGGGCGCCCACCAAGAUGACGCGUCAACAGCUCGUCGUCGUGCGCACGCGCGGUCGCCUUCUUCUCCGCUGUCUGACCCCAGCGCCGCGUCGUGUUCGCCCUCGUCGCCUUUUUCGCUCCACCUCUCGUCGUCUGCCUCGGCACCGGAGCCUCGGCUGGACCCGCGACGCGCCAGAGCGGCGCGUGCGUCUUCUCUAUAUUCUUUUCCGUGUCCUUCCUCGUCCACGCCCUCCGCUUCCGCACCCUCGUCUUGCUCUCCGCUGUCUUCGGCGUCGUCAUCGGGCGAGUCUGCGCAUCCGUCUCACUUCGCCGCGGCUUCGGCCGCGCACAGCCUCUCUGCCUGCGUGGUGCGGCACCUUGGCGACGCACUCAAGCCGCUGAAUGAGGCGCUCCCCCUCUCCGGCGUGCCCACGCCCGCUCCGUCCCAUUCGUUGCAGCCGCCGCCUCCCCCGCCGAGUCGGUCGAAGCAGCUCUCGCCGGAGGUGCUUCGCGGACCGGUUCUGCGCGUGGCCUCGCUUCAGUCCUGCUCCUCGUGCAGCCCCGAAGGCGCUCUCGGCCUCUCCGCGGCUGCCUCGUUCCCCUCGGCGGCUCGCGAGCGCGGGGGGCCUGCCAGGCGGCGACGCGGCGCGGAGGAAGACGCGCGCGGAGAAGGGAGCCGGGAAGGCCGCAGGUCGCGGCGCGACGCCGGCGCGGAGAGUGCAGAGAGCGACGGGAGAAGCUUCGAAGACCGUGCGGCGGCGUCGCGCUUCUCAGACGAUCCGCGCGGCGCAGCGGAGCAGACUGUGAUAGUGUGCCCCGGCUGCUCGCGCGCCUGCCAGCGUGGCGUCGGCCUGCCCCUGUCCGAGUGGAGUCGCCACCAAGUUGAUCACCGCCGCAUUCACCGCGUGAUUUCCUACGCGGAGGACGACGCGAACGCCGAGGCGGCGCGCGAUGGCGCCCACGAGGCGGAAGACGGAAGCGAAGAAGAGCCGAACGCCCCGCGGCAGCCAGAGGCGAAGUCCCGCAGGCGUCCGGUCAGAGAGCCCCUGAGGCCUGGGGGAGACUUUGGAGCCCAGCGGGCCACGGAAGAGACAGCGCGAGCGGGAUCCGAGGCGGACGACGGUCCCGUAAGAACGAAGACGAGCCCGAAGGCACGGAGAGAGGGGCACGAAACAUCGGGCGACACAGAGACAGAACGGCGACCCCACAGUGCGCACCAGGCCCGGGCGGACGCCUGUCGUGCGGAUGACGCAAACAGGCUCACGGAUCGCGAGUUCGCCGAGAAGGCGUCUCUGUCGAGGGAGGCGAACGGUGGAUGCAGCGACUCUCAACCGCGGGAGUGCGACAGGCAUCAGGCGCGGACGCGGCGCCAUGAAGAGGCAAAAAGCCACGAAGGCGACGAGGCCCUCCCAUCGCGGGAGGCUGAGGCGCCUGUUUCUCGCGCGCGUGGGCUCGAGUCGGGAGCAGCUGCGUUCGUCGAGGAAGGCCAGGAGGAAGCCUCACGGGCGGCUUGCGCUCUCCGUCCCACGCAGUCCUCCUCUCAACCCGUGCCGGCCUGCUCACGUGACGCUGCCGUCGCAGACGGUGAGAAGACUAUUGCAGAUGCAGGAAGCCCGCAAGUGGGCGACGCUUUGGCGACGCUGGAUGACUCGGAGAGGGCGAGCGAGAGCCGCAGCGAUAGCGAAGGAGUCGCGAGCUCGAGUAGAAAUCUCGGCGAGUCGAUGAAUCAAGCAGGUGCUCUGGGGGCGUCAAGAGGGCCCAUGGACCGCCGAGAAGACGGCAGCGAAGAGUGCGAGCCUGCGCCUCAGAGGCACGCGGCCGAUGCAAAUAAAGAGGGCGCGACGGCAGCCGCGCCGCCCGGAGGAGAUGGCAGUGUGUUGGAGAAAGCGGACACGCAGCAGGAUGCAGCUGAGGCUCAGGACGACGGGUUCACUGUUUCGCGAGGAGAAAACGACGAGGCGCGGGAGCCUGGCGGUCGCGCGUCCACAGGCGUUUGUGCAGGUUGUCGGAGGCGAGUGAGCGACCCAUCUGCGCAGGAAGGAGUCCCGCCGUUAGUCCUCUCUCCGGCGACGUGCUCGCCGACCUGCUCGGUCUCCCCGUGUUCGUUGAUUUCUGUGUCGUCGCCUUUAGCGCACCGAAAAGUCGGCGCCGUGAUCUCGCGGCGAGCGGCUGACCCCUGCGCGGUGUCGGGGUGUUGCUUCCGCUCCGUAGGGCUUCCCUCUCGCGAGGAUGGCGACGCGAGCGUGAAGGAGUCCGGCGCCGCGCCCAGUCUGGCGGCCGAGACGCUUGGCGGGAGCGCCCAAGAGUCUCCCUGUCUCCUCGGCGCCUCGCGGUCGCCCUCUCCACGGCGUCAGCGACGUAUCGCCGCCUCCUCGUCGUCGCCUGCACCUACGGGAUCGGUCUCCGCUCUGUGCAGCGUCAGCUGCGCCGCGUUGCGGUCUGUCUCCACCUCGCCUCCCUCUGGCGCAACGACGCGAGAGCGCCCUGCGCCAGACGGGGUCGCGGCGGCCGACGCAGGCGCUCCAGAGCCCAGGGGCGACGGGAAGGAAGCGCCAGCGUGUGGCGACCGGCUCCGGUGCCGGCGCCGCCCCCCGACGGGAGAUUCUACAGAGGCAGAAGCCCUGUCGCCGCGUUUCGCGUGGCGGGGUUUGAACCCGGGGCGGCUAGCGGGCUCGGCCGCUCCACUCGGCAGCGCCCCGUCGCCCAGGCCCGUGGGGCGCGAUCGCCUUCCCGACUUCGCCAGCGGCCCUUCCGGCGACAGCGAGCCCGACGCGUGGAGCGGGCUGCAGCGGUGGCAUCGCUCGCUGUCCGCCUCUGUGCCAGCUUCCCCGUCUGAGGGCCUGGGCGAGCCCAAGGCGAGGCACCCGCGCCGCAGCGUGCCACACGACGCGGGCGCCGCCGCUGCGCUGGCGAACGCGCUGCGCACCACCGGCACCAGCUUAGCGCGUCCCCGCGGCUGUCCCCUGGAAGCCGCGUGCCGGUCCGCGCCGCCCUCGCCCGCCGCGGGGGUCGCUGGCGGCUCGUUCUUCUGUCGUCUGGGCUCGCCGCAGGGCGCGGAAGGGGGGGCGCGCGAGCGGCGACCGGGUGUCAAGGCGAAGCCGCCGCGCGACCCCCGUCUGUUUUCGAACUCCGCUUGCGCGUCGUUCUCCCCGGCUGCGCGUCCUCGCUUUGCCUCGGCGGCGGCCGCGGUGAACCCAGCACGACGGGGCGAGCGAGGCGGCGCGGGCGCUGCUAGUCGCCCAGCGUCUGCGCUGCCGCGCUGCGCGUUCAGCACCGGCGCCAUGUUAGCCUUGCUGGCGGGCGGCCGCAGCGAGGAGGGCGCGACGGUCUGCAGAGCUGCAGGAAGCUGGCGUAGACAGGGCGACCGGGAGGGCAGAGGAGACGGGGGGCAGAGGCUGCGGACGAGCCGAAGCAGCGGUGAAGUCCGCGCGGGCUGUGGCGUCUUGCCGAACGGCGCAGGGGCGGCCGGGGCGCAGUCUUCGGUGUUCAUGCUGCCCACAGACGAGUGCACGACGAUGGUGCGGCUGGUGUCGCGCUCUGCGCGGAAUUCCUCGGAGUUUUUCCGCGACGUGCAAGACUUGAGUUCUUCGUCCUCUUCUGCGUCAGUCUCCCCGACAAAGCCUGCGGCAGCGAGCCCGCUGCCUUGCUGGACCACCCCCCGAGGCGUCGCUGGCGCUUCGGCGAGAUCGCGGAGACAGACCCCAGAGGACAGCGGCGUCUCCUCGCCGGUGCACACUUCCAAGUACUCGAGUCGGAAGGAGUCGCGGCGCGGCGAAGCUCUGCGGUUGGAGUAA
Messenger RNA from Besnoitia besnoiti, 6408 nucleotides. RefSeq names its product NAD(+)/NADH kinase domain-containing protein. The record is from RefSeq and is a predicted model, not a curated record. Gene Ontology annotation, biological process: NADP+ biosynthetic process; NAD+ metabolic process. Bases 1 to 6408 code for a protein of 2135 amino acids. Gene Ontology annotation, molecular function: NAD+ kinase activity. NCBI's taxonomy places the organism in Eukaryota, Apicomplexa, Conoidasida, Eucoccidiorida, Sarcocystidae. The transcript has 8 exons.